Molecule: messenger RNA, 1797 nt
Organism: Nomia melanderi (Alkali bee)
Lineage: Eukaryota; Metazoa; Arthropoda; Insecta; Hymenoptera; Halictidae
Gene: rept
Product: RuvB-like helicase 2 rept
Molecular function (GO): ATP hydrolysis activity; ATP-dependent activity, acting on DNA; ATP binding
Source: RefSeq, a predicted model, not a curated record
UAACAGGUGAUUAUGGGAAUUUGAAGGCGCCAUUUGUUGGACGGUAUUAUUCAAAUAAUCGUGGAGUUGUGAUUAUUAGAGUACACACGUGAAAUAUCUGUAAAUAUGGCGGCUGUCGCAGCUGCAAAGGUUCAGGAAGUUCGUGAGAUCACUAGAAUAGAAAGAAUUGGAGCUCAUUCUCACAUCAGAGGUUUAGGCUUAGACGAUAGCUUAGAACCACGCCAUGUGUCACAAGGUAUGGUUGGCCAGCUGAUGGCCCGUCGUGCGGCUGGUGUUGUCUUGGAAAUGAUCAAAGAUGGAAAAAUAGCAGGCCGUGCCAUAUUGUUGGCAGGUCAACCUGGCACUGGUAAAACUGCCAUUGCUAUGGCAAUGGCUCAGGCUUUAGGAAUGGACACUCCGUUCACUUCAAUGGCAGGUUCUGAAAUAUACUCUUUGGAAAUGAGUAAAACGGAAGCUUUGACUCAGGCUAUUAGGAAAUCGAUCGGUGUCAGGAUUAAGGAAGAAACAGAAAUUAUAGAAGGAGAGGUAGUUGAAAUUCAGGUAGACAGGCCUGCCACAGGGGUCGGUGCCAAAGUUGGUAAACUAACACUGAAAACGACAGAGAUGGAAACGAUCUAUGACCUGGGAAAUAAAAUGAUCGACAGUUUAAUGAAAGAAAAAGUGCAAGCUGGUGACGUGAUAACCAUCGAUAAAGCUACGGGAAAGAUCAAUAGAUUAGGCAGAUCGUUUACCAGAGCUCGCGACUACGAUGCGACCGGAUCGCAGACGCGCUUCGUGCAGUGUCCCGAAGGCGAAUUGCAGAAACGUAAAGAAGUAGUACACACUGUCACAUUGCACGAAGUUGACGUGAUAAACAGCAGGACCCACGGAUUCCUGGCAUUGUUCUCUGGCGACACCGGCGAAAUUAAAUCAGAAGUACGAGAUCAAAUAAAUGCGAAAGUUGCAGAGUGGCGCGAGGAAGGAAAGGCGGAAAUCGUUCCCGGCGUUUUGUUCAUCGACGAGGUUCACAUGCUGGACAUCGAAUGCUUCUCCUUUCUCAAUCGGGCACUGGAGAACGAAAUGGCACCUGUCGUUAUUAUGGCUACAAAUAGAGGUAUUACAAGGAUCAGAGGGACAAACUACAAAAGUCCUCAUGGUAUACCCAUCGAUUUGCUAGACCGUAUGAUCAUCGUGCCAACGAGUCCAUAUCAGGAGAAGGAACUGAAAGAAAUUUUGAAGAUCAGAUGCGAGGAGGAAGACUGUGAAAUGGCUGAGGAUGCUUUGACAGUGUUGACGAGAAUCGCGCUUGAAACGUCGCUCAGAUAUGCGAUUCAGCUGAUAACUACAGCUUCCCUCGUCAGCCGUCGAAGGAAGAGCACCGAAGUGAAUAUCGACGACGUGAAGCGCGUUUAUUCGCUGUUUCUAGACGAAAAUAGGUCUGCACAGUUCUUGAAAGAAUAUCAGGACGACUUUAUGUUUAACGAAAUACCGGAGGAAGCUAUGGAGAUAUCGUAACAAUAGAUAAAUAAUUAAAAAAUACAGUUCCACGCCGAUGCUGCUCAAUAAACAUUGAUAAUUUUCGAUUCGACGAUUUUGCGAAGUGCCUCUCCGAUGCACGAGCCAGGUUACUCGGCCAAGCGUCGACCGAGCGGAUUCAAUUUAGACGCGGUUUCAGAAACGAUGCUAUAUAUUUCGAAUUAAAUACAAAGAAAACUUAACAAAAUACCGCCUGUAUGCUGACUACAAUUUGGUCUCGCAACAUUUGAUUUUGUUCGACGUUGUUACAGCCGUUAAUAAAUUUCUAACGAUGGAAACAGU